Molecule: messenger RNA, 1277 nt
Organism: Aspergillus candidus
Lineage: Eukaryota; Fungi; Ascomycota; Eurotiomycetes; Eurotiales; Aspergillaceae
Product: mitochondrial K+-H+ exchange-related family protein
Exons: 3
Coding region: 304-1128 (274 amino acids)
Biological process (GO): proton transmembrane transport; potassium ion transport
Cellular component (GO): mitochondrial inner membrane
Source: RefSeq, a predicted model, not a curated record
UGAAUGUCCUCCCCCUAUUUUCCCGCGAUCCUCUGUCGUCAUUCGAAACCACCUCUCAUCCAUUUAAAGGAAUGCUACUUUUACAGUCUCCCUGGAAUCGGGUGUUUUCUCUUGUCAGUCGGUAGUUGACCUCCCUGGCUGCCCACCCAUAAUCCUAUCCUGCGACCCAACAUCAAUUGCCCUUUCCAAUAAAGGAGGGUGUGAAGGAAACGAAUCACGAAAGGUGGGAAAACGAUAGCAAACAAGAAACGGAAGGAAAAAAAAAAGAAAAAAGGAAAAAAGCAAAGCUCAGCCCCCGCUGAUAUGCGACUCUUUGUCAUUCCGAUCUCGACGAGACGCGCCUUGAUCUAUUCCCGGGCCAUCAGCAAGGGUCAGACGCCGAAGGAGCUUUCAUGGACCGACCGGGCCACUGGAAAAGUUGCUGAAAAGUGGGCUCAAUGGGAGGAGGCCGAGAAAGGCUGGAAGAAACACCUGGUCACCUGGGGGAAUCGUGUUCAACAACGGAUACCCUUUGAAGAAUGGGGUCUCAAAAGUAUUCCGUCGCUGAACGCCCAAAGACGAAUGGAUGAGACCCACGGGACAAAGAAGAUCGAUGUGCUAUUCCCGGGAAAUGCCAUCAAGCCCGGCAAGCUGCAGGCGAUCUUGUUGAAGAUCGCCACGGAACGGCAGGAGUUGCAUCGCAAGAAGAUGUGGUGGAGCUUUAUUGCGGCACCCAUCACGGCCCCGAUCGCCUUGAUUCCCAUAGUACCUAAUAUCCCAUUUUUCUACCUUGUCUACCGAGGCUGGUCGCAUUGGCGGGCCUUGAACGGAUCCAAGCACCUGCAGUAUCUCGUGGAAAACAACCUGUUGAAUCCCGUAUCGUUCCCCGGACUCGAAGAUCUAUACGCGAAACGAGUAUCGUACGCUAUGCAGACCCCCCCGGACCAAAUGCCGAUUUCCAGCAUGGUCGAAGAUCUGGCGAAGAAAGAGGACCGGCUCCUGCUCCGUAUCAGCGAUGCUAAGAAACUGGCUUCUAUCCUUGACGCGCCCGAGCUUUCGUUAGAGGCAGAACGGGCGAUUGCGCAAGUAGAAGAGCAGCUCAAGCCGAAAGGACCGUCGACCGAGGAGGGCCACAAAAAGGAUACAUAACGAAAUCAGCGCGAUGCGUGGGUUUAUCCCCGUGUGUGGUUACGACUCGAUGGCCGUUUCACAGCGAUGGCUGUAUAAUCAUGACUGUUUGGGUGGAUGUAUACUAGACCGUAGGCAUAAAAUCAAUGCCCCAACUUAACAUAGACAAA